AAGAAAUCUAUCCCUUGCAUAUCACCAAUCCUACGUGGCACCCCACACGACUCAUCUUUCGAUUUCCUUCAUAAGAUAUAUCAUGCAGCAUUUGCCUUUUAAGUGCCAUCUCAUAGCUAUUUUCCCCUUAGAUUUUGGCAAAAUCCAGAUUCUUAGCAAUCUAUCUAUACACAAUAAUUGAAAGAGGGGAGAAGAGAUGGCUUCCACUUCUGCUGCAUUGGUAAAUGGCUUGGGAUCUGCCUUCUUGACCGGUGGCAAGAAGAGUCAGGCUCUUUUGUCCGCCCCCCUUGCCGCCAGGGCCGGUGGCGCCGCCGCCCCCAAGAGGCUCAUCGUGGCGGCCGCCGCCCCAAAGAAGUCUUGGCUCCCCGGCGUCAGGGGCGGUGGCAACUUCAUCGACCCCGAGUGGCUCGAUGGCUCGCUCCCCGGCGACUACGGGUUCGACCCGCUCGGGCUCGGGAAGGACCCGGCGUUCCUGAAAUGGUACAGGGAGGCGGAGCUAAUCCACGGGCGGUGGGCGAUGGCGGCAGUCGUCGGCAUCUUCGUGGGGCAGGCGUGGAGCGGCAUCCCGUGGUUCGAGGCCGGGGCGGCCCCCGGGGCGGUGGCGCCGUUCUCGUUCGGGACCCUGCUGGGGACGCAGCUCCUCCUGAUGGGGUGGGUGGAGAGCAAGAGAUGGGUGGACUUCUUCAACCCGGAGUCGCAGUCGGUGGAGUGGGCGACACCGUGGUCGAGGACGGCGGAGAACUUCGCCAACGCCACCGGGGAGCAGGGCUACCCCGGCGGGAAAUUCUUCGACCCUCUGGGGGUCGCCGGGGAGCUCAAGAACGGAGUGUACAUUCCCGACGAGGAGAAGCUCGACAGAUUGAAGCUUGCGGAGAUCAAGCAUGCGAGGCUGGCCAUGGUGGCUAUGCUCAUCUUCUACUUUGAGGCUGGCCAAGGGAAGACACCCCUUGGAGCCCUGGGCUUGUAAACCUUCCACAUUGUUGUAUAAACAAACAUUGCAAUGUAGAGACCUUUCAUUAAUCAUUGUUUUUGGGACCUAAGAAA
This is a messenger RNA of Salvia miltiorrhiza (redroot sage), 1044 nucleotides long. RefSeq names its product chlorophyll a-b binding protein CP24 10A, chloroplastic. The record is from RefSeq and is a predicted model, not a curated record. NCBI's taxonomy places the organism in Eukaryota, Viridiplantae, Streptophyta, Magnoliopsida, Lamiales, Lamiaceae. The transcript has 2 exons. Gene Ontology annotation, cellular component: membrane. The coding region runs from base 197 to 967 and encodes 256 amino acids. Gene Ontology annotation, biological process: photosynthesis, light harvesting in photosystem I; response to light stimulus.